Oncorhynchus gorbuscha (pink salmon) is the source of this 924-nucleotide messenger RNA. RefSeq names its product ELAV-like protein 3. The record is from RefSeq and is a predicted model, not a curated record. The transcript has 4 exons. The annotation marks the transcript as partial. NCBI's taxonomy places the organism in Eukaryota, Metazoa, Chordata, Actinopteri, Salmoniformes, Salmonidae. Gene Ontology annotation, cellular component: ribonucleoprotein complex. Gene Ontology annotation, molecular function: RNA binding.
AAGAACAUUGCAGCAGAGGCACAGAAGGAGACUGCAAGAGGAGCUGGGAAUAUUACACACAGAACACAGCCGAACCACAACACCCUCCCCUGGACACACCCUGCUGGGGAUCACUGCUUCUCUUUUUUCUGAACCGUCGCCCACGCCACUCGGAGAGAAAGCUCUCCCUCAUCAUCAUCCUGAAGAAAACCCCUUUCUCCUCAUUUUCACCCUACAGAGGACACCUACCAAUCUCCAAGGGCUGAGAUUCCCCUGGUGAACAUUGUCUUUUUUCCUUUUUUCUUUUUUUUUCCCUUUUGGAUUUGGACACGGCCUCUCCACAGUAAAUACACAGGCCAGCUAAUAUAAAGACCACAGAUCAUAGUAUUGACUCAACCUACGGCUUGAAGACCUGUGAAACGAAGAAGGACCUAGAUCACUCUCAUUGUAUGUCAAGAAUGGUUACUCAGAUAAUCAGCACCAUGGAAACCCAGGUGUCCAACGGUCCGAGCGGAACCAGCCUGCCUAACGGGCCAGUCAUCAGCACCAACGGUGCCACAGACGACAGCAAGACCAACCUAAUCGUCAACUACCUGCCUCAGAACAUGACCCAGGAGGAAUUCAAGAGCCUGUUCGGUAGCAUUGGAGAGAUCGAAUCCUGCAAACUGGUCCGAGACAAGAUUACAGGCCAGAGUUUGGGCUAUGGGUUCGUAAACUAUGUGGAUCCCAAUGACGCAGACAAGGCCAUCAACACUCUCAACGGUCUCAAACUGCAGACCAAAACAAUUAAGGUAUCGUACGCCCGUCCCAGUUCAGCAUCUAUCCGUGAUGCCAACCUGUAUGUGAGCGGUCUGCCUAAGACCAUGACCCAGAAGGACAUGGAGCAGCUGUUCUCCCAGUACGGACGCAUCAUCACCUCCCGCAUCCUGGUGGACCAGGUUACAG